Ictalurus punctatus (channel catfish) is the source of this 2507-nucleotide messenger RNA. RefSeq names its product tubulin polyglutamylase complex subunit 1 (gene tpgs1). Lineage: Eukaryota; Metazoa; Chordata; Actinopteri; Siluriformes; Ictaluridae. Bases 170 to 1015 code for a protein of 281 amino acids. Gene Ontology annotation, biological process: protein polyglutamylation. The record is from RefSeq and is a predicted model, not a curated record. Gene Ontology annotation, molecular function: microtubule binding. The transcript is spliced from 2 exons.
AGGGGUGUCCAUAGCAACACUGUCUCGUUACCUGAUGUCUAGCGUAGCAUGCAUCAGAAAAACCGGAGCUUCUUUUACUGCGUAUUUUUGAACUGAAAUGUUAUAUUGGGUAAAUUUAGUGAUUAGUGAUUAGUCCAGCCUUAAAGUAUAAGCUUUAAAGUUCGUUCUCAUGGCUGAAAAGAGGCGCUCGGGGGUCGCUGCGGAGCCCAAAUCAGCCAAAGCCGAGAGCGACGAGGAGUUUCUGUCUCAGGCCGGAGUGGACGCGCUGCUCCGCAGCACGCUGCUGAAACUAGUGGAGGCCCGACCGGAGGAUCCGAUAGGAUUUCUGGCUGAACAUUUCACUAUCGAGGCCUCGGAGAAUGAGAGCGGUGGAGGAGGAGAUGGAGAAGGGAAAUAUCAGGACGCGCUGGAGGACCAGCAGCUGAACAAGGCGCUCUGGCAUCUGAGCUUAGCGCAUCACUCUCAGAGAUCUGCCUUCAACAGCAACAUCCGUGUGGCUUAUGAUCUGCUUAGCCAGUGUGGCUCCACCCGGAGCGUACCUGGUGGAGUCCAGGGUCGACUCUACACUGAGAUGCUGCGGUGUGUGUGUAGUGACAGUGGCCUGUCGGAGGCAGCGGCUGCCCCACUCCUGCGCCGCCUGCGGUGCCAUGAUUACGAGGCUGUGCCUUUUGAGCUCUUCCGGCAGGCGGUGCUGAUGUGCUCGGCGUUCUCCGAGUAUGUACGCAGAGCAAGGUGCCUGUACACUGCCGUGGCAUGCCAUCCUGAGCGGCCUGCGGAGCGGGAAUUAUGUGUUGCUGUCCUCAACGCUCUGCGAGAGGCACUGGACACCUCACAUGGGCCUGAUGCUACACGUUACCUAGAGGCCAGUGCCAAGAUCUCACCUGCUGAGCUGGCACGAGCCAUGGCCGAAACACGAGGUGCCAGCAGGGAGCAGGAAGGGCAGAGCAUGGACAUGCAUGAGUUUGAGGAUGCCGCCGCUGCACUCUUUAUAGCCAGAGUGCGAGUGGUAAACUGAGUUAGAAUGCAGAUAAAGACAUCUGUUAUUAGGACUGAUGUGAUGCCAAUGAGCUAGUUCAUAACUAGUGCAUUUGGACUGAAUGUUCUGACAUCAGAACAUAUGAGUAACUCCUCACAUGUCUCCAGAUUUGUCGAUGAGAGAGGUCAGAGGAAAAUGGCCAGACUGGUUUGAGCUGACAGGAAGGAUACGGUAAAUCAAAUAACCACUAUUACGACCGUGGUGAGCACUAAAGCAUCUCAGAACUCACAUAGAACUGUGAUGAGCUACAACAGCAGACCACAUCAGGUUCCACUUCUGUCAACUAAGAAUAGGAAUCUGGGACUACAGUGGCAAAGAAUUGCUGAAACUGGACAACUGAAAAAAAAAAUUGUAGCCUUCCUAUCUGGCCAUUUUCCUCUGACCUCUCUCAUCAACAAACACGCUGAACUGCUGCUCACUGGAUGUUUUUUUGUUUGAAAGAUCAUGAAUCACCUUCUGACCAGUCAUAUUGAGCAGCUCAACAACACUGUGGUAUAACAGUUAACACGAGUCUUUAUACAACUGUCAACCAUAAAUCCAGAAUUGUUUCAACUUGGUUGAAUAAUCAGUCCCUCCAGGAUCUCGUGAUUUUGCGAGUGUGUAAAUGAAUGCAAAAUCAAGCAAACUCCACAGUAUUCGGAGGAGCUUGCAAUUUUUCAAAAAUACUUCAGAUUUUCCGCAGAUUUUGGCCAAGUCUCAUCAUGUGACAUCAUCACAAUGCGGCAUGUGAUGUAAUCACAACAUGCGUUCAGUCAAAUCCCCCUUCGAUUCACAUGCUUCUAACAUGAGUACAGCUAAAAGGUCUCAUUUACCAACAAAUAUCACUGCGAAAAACCGUGCAAAACAAUUUUGUGCAAUUGCAGUUUUGCCAAUUCAAGUAGUUUUCUGCAACAAAAAAAGGACAACAACUCAAAUCACAUCAUAAAUUUUGAAAAAAAAUCUAAAAUUUUUGGCCGUAACAAUCACACAAAACUCCUAUUCCAGACUGAAUAAUAUAUACAGGUGCAUCUUGAAAAAUGAGAAUAUAGUGGAAAAUAAUUUUUUUUCAAUAAUUUAAUUCUAAAAGUGGAACUUUCAUGUAUUCUAGAUUCAUUACACAUAAAGUGAAAUAUUUCAAGCUUUUUUUGUUGAUGAUUACAGCUUACAGCUGAUGGAAAUCAAAAAUCCAGUAUCUCAAAAUAUAUGAAUAAAGAUUUCCAAAUGAAAUUGAUUGUGGUUGUGUGUACUGAACCAGACCGAGAGAUUAAAGGCUCAGGAAACCUUUGCGGGUGUUUUGAGUUAAUUAGCUGAUUACAGCUCUUCUCAGGUUGACAUUUUUGUAUUAUAAAUUCUUUAUUCGAAUAUUUUGAGAUUGUUAUGGAAAAAGUUCUCUGGUAGGUGAUAAAUGUAUGCCUAUAUUCAUUUAGCUAAUGCAGUGAAUUAAUUUUUUUAUGUUAAUAUGUUCUUUUCAAUAAAAGACUCACAAACUUUG